AUGCUUAUUGAUGACCUUAAAGGCGUGACUGAAUGUACAAGUGUGGGAGGGAGAGAGAAAGAUUCAUUCGACCUCAAGUGUUCGUUCAGAAGUAUAUACACUUACAAGACAGCAAGGACUAAAAUAAGGAUCUUUGCGUCCAGCAUGGAUGUUUCUGGCAUUCCAAGCCCCCCGUACUCCCAAGCCCCAAACCCACCCUCAUCGAACCCCCCACCACCCUACCCGGGCAUUAAAGCUAACGGGAUAGUAAACGGGCAGGCUGAUAAGUCAUUCCUCAGAGCUCAGAUGGAAGUGGAUGUGCUUAAUCAUUGUUUUGAUGACAUUGAAGCGUUCAUUGGAAAAUUGCAGCAGUCAGCAGAGGCUCAGAUUAUUCUCUUCCAAAGGAGCCAAAAAAAGAAGAAAAGUCAGAAGAAAAGUGCAGACGAGGAUCUUCUCACAGCGAAAGCCAAACCACCUUCUGAGAAAGAGUUUAUCGACACUUUCCAGAAGUUUAAAUACAGCUUGAGUCUGCUGGCACGGUUAAAAUCUACAAUCUCCAAUCCGACCUCAGAAGAGCUCGUUCAUCACGUCUUCAAACCGCUUGAGAUGAUCGUGAAGGCGACAAGAGGUCCUGGUUUAGCUGCAUCCGUGUCCAGUCCGGCUAUGACACAAGGAGCCGUGACUCUGCUACAGAAUAACCUGACAGCACAGGAAAAUGAGUUAUGGGUCUCACUGGGGCCCAACUGGACACAUCAGAGAUCUGAUCUACGGAGCCCUGUGGCGCCGUACACACCUGUGUUUCUGGAUGGAUGGAAGAUUCCGGGGUCAGAGGUCGCUGGUUGGGUCGACCCGGUGGAAUCACAACACAGACAAGACACAGAGCUCUCUAAAGUAGAGCUUACGCCCUCUCAGCUCUCCGAUCAUCACUCUCCUCCUGCUCAGACCGCAGAACAACAAGAUGGUGCUGUUGUGAAAGAAAGGUUAUAUCGCUGCAGUUAUGACUUUGUUGCACGAAACAACAGCGAGCUUUCAGUACUGCAAGGAGAAAAACUAGAGGUGAUUGAGUCAUCUAAGCGCUGGUGGAAGUGUCGUAAUAAAUUUGAUGAGGUGGGAUUUGUGCCGUUCAACAUUUUGGAGCCCAACACACACAUGGACAGCCCUGAAACACAUAAAACUCCAAAGCCGCCCGCUGCUCCACCAAUCUCCAACACCCUGCCCAGCCUCUCCGCCUUGAGCUCUGACCCUAGCUAUCCUCGACCACGCAGCAUGGCCCUCGGACCACAACAUCACGAGGACACGGAGAAAGUGAUGCAGGUAAAUGAUGAAUUACUGCAACGAAUAACCAGUGGGAAGAAUUUGUCACCCCGUCUGACGAUUCCUCGCUCCAUGGAUACAUCAGCUCCACUGGAUUACAAUUCGCCUCCUGCAGAAGUGGAAAACUGGCUGCGAAAGAAAGGCUUCAGUGAUCCGACAGUUCAGUGUUUGCGAGUGCUGGAUGGAGCUCAACUCUUCUCUCUGAAUAAAGAAGAGCUGCGUGCUGUUAUUCCUGAAGAGGGCGCUAGAGUCUACAGUCAGCUCACAGUACAGAGAGCCCAACUGGAGGAUGCUCGUAGAGCGACAGAGUUGGAGGCUGUGAUGGAAAGACAGAAGAUGAAGGUGGAUCUGAAGCUGGAGAGUGAAACUCUAUAAAUGUAUCUGUUCAUGAUUAAACAUGCACACUGACAUGCAGACUAAUGUAUAUAUACAUCUGCUGUCAUCUCUUUAUUCUCUCUCCGUCUCACCCACGAGUGUGCUUGCACAAGAUCUUGUAAGUGUUAAUGUAACCUGCUUAGUAGAUUAUUUUCAUUUGAAAUUUAGCUUUAUAGCAUGAAAAGCAGCACAAUUAUAUACAAACUUUUACAUUUUUAUUGUAAUAUGGAUUAAUAUAUUCUCAACCAAUAAAUAUAAUGCACAAAUGUGAUGCGAGCUGAAACUAGAAAGUCAUUUUUCUGCCUGAAGGGGGCGCCAUAAACACACCUGAUUUGACACCACAAUCAAGAUUUUAUAAGUAGUUUGUUUCUCACCAGCUGCAUUUUGUUAAUUGAAGUGUGGAAUGUGUGUGUGUGUUUUGAUUUAGACAGCUGCAUGGGUGUGUGAGAGAGAUUAAUCAGGUAAUUUCACUUUUAUUAGCUGUUUCAACGGCAGUGAAAUAUUUACAGUGUUUCCUGCAUCGCUGUUUUGCAACUGAAUCUCCAGCGGCACAGCAAAAUAAAUUAUAUUUUAUCUGAGAUUGAAAUAUAUUAUAUUUUAUUUUGAGAUAAAAGAGAGUGUACUGCAUAAUAACGCCAAAACUGCACGUCUUUCUGUUGCGUUUUGUUUGCUGUCUGCAGUCAAAUACAAAAAUAAAGCACUAUUAGCAUAGUCCGAUUCGCAAACAAAUGAUCCUUUUGAGCUGAUUCUUUUAAUGAAUCGCUCAAAUGACUUACCAACUCACUAGUUACCGGUUUGAAUCAGUCUGAUUAAUUUUUCACUGUGUGAACUCAUUCAGGGGUGCGUUUCCCAUACAAUGACAUAACUCACUGUGUAACCACCAUAUUACGAUGCAUCAUUGUAGAAAUUAACUAGCUAGACACGACUGUUUCCCGAAACUGAAAUAACUAUGUUGCACAUCCGUUGUUCGAACCACGUUGGUUGAGCUGUCUUUAAUGAUGUUACUCAGCAAUAACUUCAGCAAAUAUUAAAUCAGAAUAGCUCAUUUACGAUGGCACCUCCCAUUGGUAUUCACGGUCAUUUUUGACCGGAAGGGUCAGAUAAUGUAACCCCUUUUUUUAUGCAGUAAGAACAAUAAAAUUAUGCAUUUCUUUGGGGAAUUUAUGCUAUUUUGAUCUUAUUUACAUGUAAAUGUCUAAAUUUUAACAUUAAUUUGUAUAUACAAAUACACAAAUGUUUGGGAAAAAUAAGAAAAUUCAGAAUCUACACUUCUAUAAGUUAAAACAUGAAGAAAAUAUGAGAAUGUGACAUAAAUUGGAGGCAGACUGAUGCCAUCUGGUGAGCAAAAUAUAAAUAACAUGACUUGAAAACCAUGUCAUGCCAGUAACAGCCAGUAUAUGACUGUAGUCACUGACUGUGUAGUCUGAUGGCUUGUUGUAACCUAAUUUUAUACUUUAUCACAAGAUAUGCAUUUGGAUAUAUAUUAAGACAUUAUCAAACUAUUAUUUGUCAAAGUUUAGCAUUUUUAAAAUUGAUUUGAAGUGUCAGUUUUUGCAGUUAAUGUCAUUAUAAUUGCAAUCAGACCUGACCAUGGUGUUACAAACAGAAGACACAGAUUAAGCAUUUUUCUACCAAUAAUUUAUUUCAAACAUAAAAAUGUAUUAACUCAAAGUAAAUGCAUAAUACUGUCAAGAAAAUGAACAUCUAGAAACAGAAAUGAACUGCAAAAUUCUGAAAAUUAAAUUAGAGUAUAAAACAGAAGAAUCAGAGUAAACAUUCUGCAAUUUCAAACUUUCUAUAGUAAACAUUUUUGUAAAUAUUUUGUGUGUGUGAGUGAGUGUGUGUGAGAGAGAGUGUGUCAGAUUGCUAUCAUCAGCUGGAAAACAACAGAUGACUUGUAAUGCCAACAAAGACCAAAAGAUUUAUCGAUGCCCUUGUACUGUGUGUGUGUGUGUGUUCUGCAUUGUGAGUGUGUUAUUAUCUCUCCCCUUCAUUUCUGACUGUGUGUGUUUAGCUUUGUGACUGAUUUAUUGUUUUUCUUUUGAAAAAAAAUGUAAAAAAAAAAAAUGUAAAAAAAAAAAAAGCUCUGUGUUAUGGUCUCACCAGUUCAUUUUUGUGUGUGUUUAAGUUUUAUUGAUUGUAUUUGACAGAUCAAAAAAAGAAUUGCUCUGUUUUCUUGUUUUUCUCAUUCAUUUUCAAUGGUCGGUCAAUUGUGACCGCAAAUACCAAAGGUGUUUCUGUUUUUUUACGACCACUUAGACUUAUCGAAUCAAGCCCAAUUUUUUAGUUUUAUGUUUAGAUGAAAAAUGGAGGAAAAGUCACCAAGUCUUGUACUACUCAGAUAAAGGAAACCAUUUAUUUCAUUUAUGACCAAAUACUAUAGGAGGGUUAAAUGCAUGUAAACGUGGUCACAGUCUUGACAGAAUGAAACAUAUAUAUGGAAUAAAAGAUAUAGAAGCCUC
Myxocyprinus asiaticus (Chinese sucker) is the source of this 4130-nucleotide messenger RNA. Its product is annotated as epidermal growth factor receptor kinase substrate 8-like protein 1. Gene Ontology annotation, cellular component: ruffle membrane; vesicle; plasma membrane. The coding region runs from base 1 to 1668 and encodes 555 amino acids. The transcript is spliced from 16 exons. NCBI's taxonomy places the organism in Eukaryota, Metazoa, Chordata, Actinopteri, Cypriniformes, Catostomidae. Gene Ontology annotation, molecular function: actin binding. The record is from RefSeq and is a predicted model, not a curated record. Gene Ontology annotation, biological process: regulation of Rho protein signal transduction; positive regulation of ruffle assembly; Rho protein signal transduction.